Molecule: messenger RNA, 3926 nt
Organism: Pristis pectinata (smalltooth sawfish)
Lineage: Eukaryota; Metazoa; Chordata; Chondrichthyes; Rhinopristiformes; Pristidae
Gene: ano10b
Product: anoctamin 10b
Exons: 16
Coding region: 1080-3101 (673 amino acids)
Biological process (GO): chloride transmembrane transport
Cellular component (GO): plasma membrane
Molecular function (GO): chloride channel activity
Source: RefSeq, a predicted model, not a curated record
CAAUUACCUUAAAUCUGGUUACCAGCAUUCCCACCAGUGGAAACAUUUCCUUUCUACCGACUCUUGCAAAUCCCCUCAUAAAGUUAAAUAAUUAUAUCUCGUAAUCUUCUCUGCUCUAAAGAGAUCAACCCCAGCUUAUCUAGACCACAUGUUACCAAAGUCCCGUGGCCCUGACAUUGUGCUUCCUCUGCACCUUGCCACAGAAGACCCAGAAGUGCAGGUGAUCCAACAGAAUCUAAAACUAAAAAUGUGUGUGGUAUUUUAAAGGGCUGCAUAUGGAGCAGAAGUGUGAAUAAUAGAGCAUCAAGGACACCAACAGCCUCUGCAAAUCAAAGUUGUUCAUUUUACAUAUACAAAGGAAGAUAAUCAUGAGUGCUCCUGUUUCAGUGAGCUCCAUUCCAAGAACAGCACAAAAGAGCAUCAUGCAGACUUACUUCAUCUGGAGCCAGAAGUACAUGUUCUGAUCAAAGAGGAAGAGAAAGCAAGGCAGGGAGGGAUGGAAGUUCAUUCAUCAAGACUGUGCUGUAGAUUUUCAGUGCAGACCUGCUUAACUGAGUAACAUCUUAUCCAGAAGGAAAACCCAGGAAGUUGGGAGAGAAGUGGGAUUCACACUAAACUUUCAACACAGGUCAAAGACAUUUGGAUGGUUCUUGUGAAGUAGAGGCUGCUGCAAUCCCCAAAUUCACAGGACAGUCACAAGCCUUUGAUUUACUCUACCUGGUGCAAAAUAUACUGGUAAAGCAAGUACAGAGAUCCUUCCGCUCACCCGUUGUUUGCUGAUCAGGUGACCAUCCUCACUGUGUGGAGGUCGGUUAUUUGCCUCCUAAUUUAUUCCAGGCGGUUGGCAACGUUCACAUCUGAGAUCUUGCACUGAUCCCAGGACAGGAAAAGAAGCAACAUUCCAAAAAAAAACUUGAUAAACCCGUUUGGGUUUACCUUGCACACCUUGACAGAAGCAAAGCAACUUCUUGUAGUUUGAUGGAAGGAUGGAGUUCACACUGAUAUGCAACCACAAUGACUCUCUCCUGAUGUGUUGUGAUUAGAAUUCUACCUUGUCCACACCCCAGCAGCCAGUAGCAAUGGGCUCUUGGACCAGGCCUUCAUGUAAGUGUUGUACAUCCCGACCAGUGCAGCCGCUGGUUGCCUUGGAGCUGAGCGAGGACAUCAACAUGGAAACCAAACGAUGGCUGAUGUUCAGGAUUCAGGCAGAGAAGACAGCUGGUGGUGCUGAACUAAUGGUCCACCCUGGUGAAGAUGAUGAUGGGAACAUGCUCCUUGUUUCUGCAUCUCGACACGUCCUCCUGAGGACAGCUGAGGUUCUCGGACUUUACAAACUUUACAAAGAUGGCUCCAUGAUCUCAUUUUCCUACAGGGACAGGAGAAAUUUUGAAAACUCAGAUAAUAUUGACGAAUUUCUGACUUUAGCCGAGCGUCAGUUCAUCGUUCUGCGAACGCUGGAGAACAUAAAAGCUGUGGAUGAAAAAUAUAUUCCAGGAUAUCCCACAAAGUCCCUCUAUCCGGGAGAAGCAAUUUUUAACAGGUUGCAGAAAACCAAGCUUCUGCAUGCCUUCUAUCCAUUGCAUCAUGAGGAGAUGCUGAAUGAGCUGGAAUCACACUGGUACUCUCACAGGAAGCUGACACUACAACCCAUUGAUUCAAUUUGCAGAUAUUACGGUGGUUCUAUUGCCAUGUACUUCAGCUUUCUGGAAUUCUUCACCUGUUCACUUGCACCAAUGGCAAUCUUCGGUACCAUGGUGUUUGCUCUAUCGAUGGGCACUGUCGACAAAUGCAUCCUGUUUUCAGUUUUCAAUAUAAUCUGGUCGACUGUGAUCAUGGAGUUAUGGAAACGGCACAGCUUCGUCCUAGCCUACACCUGGGGCACACUGCAGAUGAACAGUCAAUUUGAGGAGCCCCGCAUGGGUUACAAAGGCCCAAUGGGUACAAACCCCAUCACCCAUCGCCGCCAGCCUUAUUAUCCCACAUGGAAACGCAAAGUGAAAAUCUGGCUUGUUUCUGUUCCAGUCCUGUGUUUGUUUCUUGCCUUCUCUCUCUACGGGAUGUUUAUUUUCUUAAGGCUGGAGGCUUGGGUCAAGGCCUUAUAUAGUGAAAAUGAAGACUGCUGGGGCUGUAUGCUGUAUAUACCGGGCAUUCUUCACACUCUCUGCAUUACUGCCCUCAAUGUCUGCUACAAAGAGAUCGCCGAAGUGCUGACAGAAUGGGAAAAUCAUCGAUUGGAAUCCUCUUUCCAAAACCAUUUGACAGUAAAAGUGCUGGUGUUUCGCUUUGUCAAUUGCUUUUCUGCCCUGUUCUACAUCUCCUUCUACCUCCAGGACCUCGAGCUCCUCAGAAAGAAACUUGCAUCACUGCUCAUUCUGACCCAGAUCAUUAAUCAGUUCAUAGAGACAUUGCUGCCCUAUUUCUACAAGACACUUAUUGGUAAAGAGACAGGUCUGAAGAAUUGCGCAGUGGAAAAUGCACCAGAAAUUGACAAGAUAAAACCGCAAGGACAGAAGACAACAUUUCCUGGAAUGUUCGAUGAAUACAUGGAGCUUUUUGUUCAGUUCGGAUACGUCAGCCUCUUCUCUUGCAUUUACCCAUUGUCAGCCAUACUCAUCAUUUUGAACAACAUCACGGAAAUCCGCACGGACGCUCUGAAGCUGUGCCACCUCUUCCGAAAACCUUUCAUCUCACCGGCAGCAAAUAUAGGAGUCUGGCAGACUGCUUUUGAGACGAUAGGAUUCUUGUCAGUCAUCACCAACUGUUUGCUAAUUAGUAUUUCCCCUCAAGUGAAAGAGUAUUGUGCAGAAAAUAAUGUAACCUCUAACAGCGUGUUAAUCUGGGCCAUUGGAGUGGAGCAUGCCCUGCUGGCUAUAAAGAUAAUUUUAGCCUUUGUUAUUCCUGACAUCCCCCAGUGGGUGAAGCUGAAGAUUGACAGAGUCGAGUACCAGUCCCUUCAGGCCCUCAAGCACAAGUUGUUUGAAGAAGGUAAAGGUUUUGGCGGAGAGGUGGAGGAGAAAGAAGGAUGGCAAGGUGGAAUCACGUGGCCUGAUUCUGCGGAUAGCUCUCUGCAUGCAAGCAACAGGCAGCUGAACUUACUGUAAGCACCACAUUAUCACAUGAUGGAAACACAGCAAGGCGAGCUGCUCACACCAAACUUAACACAAAGGCUCCCUCUCAACAACUAACUUGACUUCUUCACCGUUUAUUUUCAUUUUCUGGAGUUGUUCCUCCUUGUAUAUAUGACAGGGUGGCUUCUUUGUUAUUUCGUAAUUCCUCAAUACACGCAGAAAUAUAUUUAUAAAGCACAUUUGAUGAUAAACCACAUCUCCACUGUGGGAACUACAGCUUCUAAUAGUGUUUCCUGCUUUGUAUUUUGAUUAAGGCAGUAACCUCUCACAACCGUAGGUCAUCCCAGCCAUUGACAACACAGAGCAAGUCUCACAAGGAAGCAAGAAACAGCAGCAUAACAGUUUCCCUUUAACAAAAAGGAGCUUGUUCAUUUGACAGGGCAGUCUGACAUCCUCAUUACUCUUGAAGCUCCGUCCUAAUAGUUGUCCUGUUUAGAAUGCCCUUUUUCUUUUUUGAAUCCUUCUUUCCACAGCUGUGAGUUGAAGCAUUAAAACAAUGUUGCCAAAACAAGACUCCUUUGAAGCAGUUCUUUUCCAAGUUUGGCAGUCCAGACACUGAGUGCUCGAAUCAACAAUUUUUGGGAUGAUAUGUGGCCUUCUCACCCAGAGAUGGCGCUGCCUUACACUCACAAUAUUUCAUUAAUGGUUGUGCUCCUUGCCCUCCAGUAUAGAGAGGACUACAAGUAGAGGGCAGAGAUUGAAGGUAAUUAGUAGAGGGAUUAAAGGGGAGGUGGGGAGAAAAGGCUUCUCACUUAGUGAGUGGUGGUGGGCUGGAUCUUCACACACAAAAUGCUGGAG